Durusdinium trenchii is the source of this 847-nucleotide messenger RNA. NCBI's taxonomy places the organism in Eukaryota, Dinophyceae, Suessiales, Symbiodiniaceae. The record is from the annotation of a GenBank genome assembly.
UAAGACAAAAACACCUCGAUUCGACCCAGACAGCAGCGCGGCCAUGGCAGCCCGGACGCUCGCGCCGCUCGCACUCGCGCUGCUCGCCCUCGCGCUGCACGGCUGCGGGAAAGACGAGGUUCGCGGCGACGCUGAGGGCCAGUGCGGGGCGGAGUCGUGCUCGGCACCAGGAGCUGGUCAGAAGGUCAACUAUGGCUGGCUAACAAGAUCCAGCUGUCCAUCGAUCAAGGGGAAGUUCUCCUCGGUGCCCUUAGACGCCUGCCAUUGCAUCCCCAAAUGCCAAAUCAUCUCCAAAACGGAUAACAUCCUCACCAUCAAGACCUACGGCAGCUCUGACUCCUCAAGCUCGUCGAAAGCUUCUGGCUGCACGGGGAGUUACACGCAGGAGACGGUCGACAUCACCGCGACAUGUCCCUUUAACAUCAGCGAGCCCAUUGGCAAGGGUCCCGUGCGGUACGUCUACAAUCAGACGGAUGAUGGUCCAGGCGUGGUCUUCGAACUCUUUUCUAGCCCAGCUUGCGAAGACUGGACCAGCUUGAACAUGGUGGCCGUCACGCCACUGGACGUCUGCACGAAUGGCCUGCAGAAAUGGGUUUGCAUCGAUGGGAAGGUGACGGCCUACCGCUUUGCCGCCACCGAAGCGCCCUGCUCGGGCAACACCACCAUCUUCGCCGGCCCCGGCCGCGUGGGUGACUGCAUCGCCGCCGGGGCGCAAGGUGCCCUGCUGAAGAGCGGAUGCUGAGUCCUGACGGCGGCGGUUUGUGACGCCCAGAGUCCGGAGCCGGGACCGGGGAGGCGGCAGGAGACCAGGUUUUCCCUAUAGAGGUCAAUGACCUCAUUUGACCGG